This is a messenger RNA of Sphaerodactylus townsendi, 2896 nucleotides long. It is a transcript of the gene FAM178B, whose product is annotated as family with sequence similarity 178 member B. The transcript has 15 exons. The coding region runs from base 1 to 2592 and encodes 863 amino acids. Lineage: Eukaryota; Metazoa; Chordata; Lepidosauria; Squamata; Sphaerodactylidae. The record is from RefSeq and is a predicted model, not a curated record.
AUGGAUACAACUGGAAGUGGUGAAGACACUAGUGCAUGGGGCAGUGCUGACUCUCUUCUGCAGGAGGUGGAGGAUGACAUGUUCCCUGCAGACUGGACCCCGCCACGGAUUGAAUUCCUCUACCAUGAUGAUCCUCCGCCUUUGAGCCCUCUUCCAGAGCCUGCAUCUGACUCUCGAAGCUCAGGGGAGAUGCCAGAUAUUACUGAAGAGGUUUUUGGACCACAAGAAUUCACAGAUGAGAUGACCUCCUCAACUCAGAGCCCCUUGGAAAUCCUCAACAAGAUAGCAGUUACACAGUUGGAAACUGAAACGAGGGAUGUAGCAGGCCCAGGACACUUUGCAUCUAGUUUCUGCCAGUCUGCAAAAGAAGAGCUUGAAGGAACCUUGCUUGUAGACCAAAUCAGCCCCCAAAAUUGGACAACCUUUAGUUCUGAAUGCUCUCCUUUACCAUCUUCCAUCCAUUUGUCAUCUCCAGCAUCCAGGAGCUCCUCCAGAAACAUUAUACCCUCCACUGAUUUUGCAGAGAAUCCAGAUAAGCUGAAUCUUGAGUUAAACUUGACAGGAGAAGUGGAUCAAGAAUGUCUAUCUUCACCAUACCAUUAUCAUCCAUCAGCAGCAACAUCUAGUAUUUCCUCGGGAAGCAGCAUCUCUGCAUCCUCUGAUGAGUUUGUAGGAGACCUGGAGGAGCAGAUGUUUGAUUCAGAUGUGGAAAGAGACAUGGGCCGAGAAUCUCUACCUUCGCAACUCCCCACCCAUCCACUGUUGGAAUCAACCAAAAUUUCUUCCGGAAGCAGCAUUUCUUCAUCCUCUGAUGAGUUUGUGGGUGACCCGCUGAAGAUGACGCUUGAUACGGAUGUGAAAAGACACAUGGAUCCAGAAUUUUCACCUUCACAACUUUCCACUCAUCCACUGGUGAUGGAAGAAGACAUUGAUGACGUAGAGGAAGACAUUGAUGACAGUGGCCUCAUAUCACUCAGAGACCUGCUUCAGACAGAUGACAUGAAUCAGAGCACUAUGGAGCCAAGCACAUUCCUGUAUUCAGGGCCAGAUGGUUACCUCAGCAGCCUGGACAAGCUCCUGGAGGAGAAAAGGGAACAAAUUCGGGAGGAUGAGGAGCUUGAACGAAGCCUAGGAGAAAAGCUAUUGCUCUGUAGUUCACUCCAUUCUGUGGAAGUAGUUGAAGAAAGUGCAGCUACACUUCCUGACGCUCACAGGUUGCUUCUGAAGCGGUUCUCCAUAAGUCUGGGCGCAAUCCCAGCUGUACAUCCUGGUGAAAGCAUCUUUGGUCUUCUUCCUUACCAGAAGACUUCUCUGGCCCUUGACACUGCUGGACUGACACCUCAGAACCAGUUGGAAAAUCUUUUUUUCAAUUCCCAGUUUGAUCAACAGAUGGUGCUCCUCCAGGAUGGCUUUCUGAUGUUCCUGUACGGUGGUGGCAAAUAUCAUUGCCCCUGUCCUGUCCGGCGUUGGCUCUUUCAGGUGAUGACUUUAAACUCAGAAGUGUCCACAGAUGCUUUCCAGGCUCUCUGGGAAAUCACUGCUUGUCAGAUCAGCUGCAAUGAUGCAGUCUGCACAGAUCUUUGGUUUCCGAAAUUGAAGGACAUCACUCAAGCUUUCUACAAUUUGGGAGUCUGCGCAUUUUCCUUGUAUCCUGCUGGGCUUGUUCCACUGGAAUUCAGACCUCAGGACUUCGAGUUUUCUGAGCAUCUGCUUGAAUUUUCCGAAAUGAAAGCUCAUAGCCUCCACCAGAAAAGUUCAGGACAGUUCACCUUGGCAGCAAUGCUUGGAAACAUAUUUAAGUUCCUGACAUUGUGUGUGGCAUCCAAUCCAGAUGCCUACCCUGAUGGUCAGCGCCUGGCUCUCCUCGCACUGCUGUGUCGGCUCAGCCUGGACAGGAGCCUGCGGAAGCAGCCCUUCUUGGAGCUCCACCAGCUGCUAUUGGUCUUACUUGAAGGCAUCCAAGCCUGGCAGGAAAAGCUGCAGGAAUUGUGCAAGUCCCUCUGCCAUGCCUCUCAGCACCAUCACAACUUGGUGGCCGUCAUGCGUCUCUUUCCUGACACCACAGACAGGGGAAGGCAGCUGCGCAGAAAUCUAAGCUUGUGCUUCAUUGCGAAGCUUCUGGGGAAGGCGGACAUGGCAACAAGCCCUUGGCAAGAAGAGAUCCAGUUGCAGCAGCUUGGCCACCUCCUCCCCCUCAUGAAGCCUUCCUUUUUGAAGCAGAACCUGCAGAGGCUUCAGAAACACCAGCAUGGGAAAGAACAGCAGGAGGCGCUGACUGAGCUUGACCAGGAGGCCUGCUACCUCUGCUAUAGCCUUCUGACAUUGGCCAGUGUGGUUGUGGGAACCCAGGCUGUGCCUUGGAGCAAGCAGGGACCACUUCAGCACCUCUGCAUCCAGCUGCAGCAGCACAUUGAUGCCAACAUCCGAGAAGACCCCUGCCUCAUAUAUCGAACUGAACUCAAGAACCUGGUGGCCCAGACGUACGUCAAAUGGCAGGAACUGCUGUCUGCGAACUGGCUCCAGGUAACGCCCUGCAGGGCGAGAGUUAAAACAUCUGAUGGGACUCUUCCCAGGGAAUCAGCACUUCUCUAAGCAGCAGCAAGAAGUUCAGCAAGGCAGGGCAGGGCUGAGGUGUGGGAGGGGGAGCAAUUGCCGCUCAGUCCUCCCCAGCCUGAAAACUUCAUCCCGAGCAGAGGCAUUUUAACAGCCGGGUUUGUAAUCUUUUGAUUUUUUUUUAAAAGGAGCAAAGUACCCGCAAAAGCUUAGCCGGCCUACCUUUGCUAUUUGUUUAGACACUCUCGCGCCUUUAAGAAGUGUGCUGGCAAAGCAGAAAGCUCCGGGAAGGGAUAUCCACCCCGCCCUGUACAGAGGAGGCCAAAAUAAAUGUCAUUUUUAA